AUGCAGCUUAUAGUCAGUGCAACUUGUAAUCGUGAAAUUACUGUAGUUUUUUCUCCCCCAGUACUUUUAGCUCCCUGGUCUUCCUCCACUACUGGUUGGCAAAGGGGCCCCUCCAGCCAUGUCUCCUCCAGAGGGGCAGGAAAACCCUACAGGGAGCCCCUGGGCACAGACUGCAGCCUUACAGGAUGCAAAGGGAGCACCUUGGGUACUCUGUCCAUCUUCCACUCCAAAUUAAUAAGGAAUUAGUUUUUUGAAGUUCCCACAUGGUUACUCAGUGCAGCUGGAACUGGCCAAUAUAUCCAGAAGAGAGUGGCAGGAGGGGAAGGGAGGGGAGGGGAGAGGUUGUACAAGCAGAGAAACUAAAAGAAUUUUCAUUGAUGGUAUAGCCAGAAUAUCAGCAACAGCUUUGGUUUGAAGCAUCCUUCCAGGAGGUUCCAAGUGUCUUUCUCCUGUGCCACCUCCUCUGGCUUUAGGAGGUCUGUGAAGGACCCAGUAAGGAGGCAUCACAGCCAAGCAUCUGUAGAGGUCUCUUUCAGCCCUUGUCUCCUCACAAAUUUAAUGAUUUUCCUGAUCACUUCUGGUUUCAAAAGCCUGUUGUAUUAUUUUCUUCCAGUAGCCACACAGUUAUCACCAGCCCAAGAAAAGAGCACAGUACUUUCAAAGGGUGUAAUUGCACACACAGUAUAUAUAAUACAGCUCAGAAUGGGAUUUGGAAGAUAAAGUCCUGUGACACGUCCUAGAAUGAGUGCUGGAGAAAAAAACAGUCUGGGUAGCAAUUUCUAUAUUUACAGACCUCCUUUUUGUUCAGCCGUUGAGGAAAGAAAAGGAGAGGAGGAAAUGGGAUGAUGGGAAGCAAAAGCAGGAAGGUAUCUGGAGGCAGCUGUGCUUCCCCACUGUGUUCUCCCCAUUGGGGGCCUCCCUGGGACAGAGCUGGGGAAGGAUUCCUGUAGGUGUGAACCAUAGAACAUGAAGCACCUCUGAAGAUGGAAGCACAGUACGCCAGCUUCACCUCUUUCCAGACUGAGCCUCAUCCUCUUUGUUAAAAUCUAGAGGCAGGAGGAAGUAAGAUUGCAUUUCGAGAAAGCCGUCUAGUUUGCAGGAGUAUGUAACAUAAAUUUUGGAAGUGUGUGCUCAACAUUUCUUUGAAAAUUGAAGCAGAGAGUCCUCCUUGGCAAUUUUGUUUCCAGUAGCCAUGUUGUUUUAGGGGGUGCAGACAUCAUAGACUUCCUUUACCUCUGCAAUUGCCAGAAACAAUUGUUUUUUUGGAACCAGAAGGCAGAAACGUCAGGAUGGUCUCUGCAAGACUUUAGUCCUGUGGCUGUAGCAUUUCCUGUGAAUGUCUCAUUGCUUUCAGCAAAGCAGAAACGGAAAUAGCUUUGUGGUACAGAAUCACGGUAACAAUGUGUUUGCAUGUCUGGAGUUUUUGUGCCGGGUUCAAUUUUCGACAACUCUUGGGGGCUCUCACAUGUUGCAUCUCUUGCACCAUUAGGCACGACCUGAUGGGCACAGCCUUCCUUGGCAGCCCAGGGGUACCAGUGGUCCCACCUCCCGUGGGCAGAGCUGCACCUGCUCCUUUGGGGCUCACUCCUCAGCUCUCUCCCUGCAGCUUCAGGAAAACUCAGCUGUUGUCUUCGUUUGCAAAUAGACUGGGCCAACUCUCUGGGGCUGAAGUGACUGUCAUCUCUUUGCAGGAAGCAAAGCACAUUCCAGUAUGCUUAAGCUGUGUGGACUUCAAUUUCUGCUUCUCAUUCACUCGGCUACAUGGCUUAAUCUGGAGGGCCUGAGUGUGAGUGGCCCUCUGAAGGACAUGGACUUCUUUGUUCAAGAAGGAGGGGGUCCACGCAUCCUUCACCAGUUCACCCUUGAGCCACCUGCUGUGAGUUUCAGAACGUCUGGUGAAAAAGAUGGAAUUAUUGACAUUGAGGCAAAGUCAGGCAUCCUGUAUAUCAACGGCUCUCUGGACUGGGAGACCAAACAAGUGCACAAGCUGCAGGUGGAAAGUGUGAAUGGAAGUGGAAGCACAGUGGAUGGUCCGUAUACUGUUACAAUACAUGUGGAGGAUAUCAAUGACAACCCACCAGAAUUUAACCAGACAAAGUACUCUGGAGUAGUGAGGCAGAACUCUCGUCCAGGCAAGCCCUUCAUGUAUGUCUAUGCCACUGACCGUGAUGAUCCUUCAACUCUCCAUGCACAGCUGUCAUACAGCAUUUUACAUCAUUUUCCCAAAUAUUUUGAAGAAAUGCUUUUCCAGAUUGAUAAUGUAACUGGAGCAAUCUCACCAACCAAGACAGGCUCUUAUUACUUGGAUCCUCUAAAGCAGGACACCUUCACACUUGUUGUCUCCGUGAAGGACAUGGGAGGGACGACAACAAAUGCUUUUGCUAACAGUGUUGAUGUGGUCAUCACUGUGAUGGAGAGCCUGUGGAAAGCUCCCUCCACCAUCUACAUCAAAGAAAACUCAACCGAGGUCCACCCUGUCAACAUCACCAAGGUGCAGUCAAAUGAACCAGGUGUGAUUUAUGAUAUUUUUGAAAAAGAAAAGCUGCCAAGGCUCCCAUUUUCCAUCAGUAAGGAUGGGGAUGUUUAUGUGACUCAACCCUUGGACAGGGAAGAAAAGGAUACUUAUACAUUCUUUGUGGUGUCAAAAGAUAGCACAGGAGAACUGGUAGAAAAGCCUUUGCAAAUUCAAGUUAUUGUGGAAGACAUAAAUGAUAAUCCCCCUGUGUGCCAGCAGGACCUCACUGUACUUGAAGUUCAAGAAAAUGAACAGGGAGGAAGUAAUAUUGGCACCGUGCUUGCUACGGACAUGGAUCAAGAGAACACCCCUAACUCUCGUCUGCGGUACCACAUCCAAAGUCAGGAACCUGAAAAUCCCUCAAAGAAUCUCUUCUAUAUUCAGCAAGACACUGGGACUUUGCAAUUAGCUGGCCGUUCCUUAAGCAAGCGUGAAUCAGCCAAGUACAACUUGAAGGUCCUGGUGACAGAUCAACAAUUCCAAACAAUCUGUGAUGUGGAAAUACAUGUCAUCGACAUCAAUGAUCAAAUUCCCAUCUUUGAAAAGUCAGAUUAUGGCAGUGUGACUUUGGCAGAAAAUACCCCAAUAGGAACCGUGAUAUUAGAAAUUCAAGCUACUGAUAGAGAUGAGCCUGCCACAGGGAGCUCCCUCAUCAUUUACCAAAUGAAGGAAGGCGAUCCAAACAACACGUUCAUCAUAGAGACAGACGCUGAAACAAACCGAGGCUUCGUCAAGAUUAACAAGGCUCUUGAUUUUGAAACAAUGCCUGAGUACAACCUGGUGAUCAACGCCACAAACCCCGAACCAUUGGUGUCAGGUGUGGAGUACAACUCAAGCUCUCUUGCCGCAUUUAAUGUUCUUGUGACAAAUGUGGAUGAGCCACCUGUUUUCCAGAAGCCAGUUUUCAAAACAGAAGUGUCUGAAGACAUUCCUGUCAAUACCUUGGUCAUGACGGUGGAGGCCUAUGAUCCUGAAGGGGAUUCUGUACGAUACUCCUUGGAAGGUGAUGCGAGAAAAUGGCUGAAAAUUGAUUCAGCCACUGGGCAGGUAUACACUGCUUCCCUUUUGGAUCGAGAAACAGAAGAAGUGUACUCAAUAGAGGUUGUUGCAACAGAGCAAAAAAACGCAGCUCAGAAAUCCAAAGCGUUCUUGGUUCUACACUUAAGUGAUGUGAAUGACAACCAUCCACAAAUAGCUACGGAUAAUCCCACCUUCUUCUGCUACCCAGUCAGUGGAGGAGAGAGAACUCUUAUUCAAGCUAUUGAUGCUGAUGAACAAUUUUUUUAUUCAAGAUUUACUUUUUCCCUUGCGAAUGAGAUGAAUGCAAGAAAUAACUGGGAAAUCUCAAAAUACAAUGCUACUCAUGCUUACCUGUCCCCAAAACAUGCUAACUUUGAAGAGAAGGUGUAUGAUGUUCCAAUAAUACUUAAUGACAAUGGAAAGCCACCUUUGGAAAACAAAGUGAAUCUUAAAGUAAGCAUCUGCAAGUGUUCCAGUGAAAAUUCAUGUUUUAUUGAAAUAGACCGUCAGCACUCCCGGCCAAGCGUUGGGCUGGCAAUUGGAAUUCUACUUGCGGUCCUGAUCGUCAUUGGUGCCAUUUUAGCGGGUGUGUUUUGGCACAUGAAGCAAAAAGAGAAAAAAGGAAAGAGCCAGCCCAAAGAUGCAAAAGAUAAUGCUGAACUGAACAGACUGACUUAAUGACUGUUUCAUCAAGAGACAGAACCUCCCUUUGGGUUGUGAAUGAGUGAACUGUGAAGCUUCCAAAACCCAGAGGUGUACUAUCACAAACAGCAUAAAACCAUGCAAAAGUAGACUCUCGGGGGUUUGGCCUCAUUUUUGUACAUAAUACUAUUUAGCCACAAAACAUAAACGUAUGUAACCCUCAGCAGCAGCCUUUAAUAAGCAUAUCAACUUUGUCUGAAGUGUUAACUCACGGCAACACCAAAUGCUGAGCUCCUUCAGGGACUAUACCUGGGACCAGUCUCCUUCAUGUGACAGCUGAAGUAAAUACGGACUUAACAGAGGACUACAUUUUGUCAACCUGCCCAUAUUUGUCUCUUUCCAACUCAGUGAGUCACUGAAGAGCAGAUUGGGGGAUAAAGUUCUGUGCUACAUUUGAAGAUACCCCCUGAACUUGUAGGAAUCUCUCUGACUCUCAGUAAAGGAGAUCCCAAAUUUGCUGUAAUCUUUAAUCUGCCCUGGCUCAUGCCUGCUUCCAUUAUGCUGAAUUUGUACUAUCAAUGUGACAUUUCAAUUUUUCUUUUUUGAUACUCCACAGAGUAAAAUCAGUUUGUGAAGCACCAUGGCCUUUCAUUACAGUUUCCAAGUUAAAGUUUCCCUAUGCUGAGUCAUGCGGGUAAUACACUGUUUUAUCAUACUGCUGCAAAUACUGUUUUU
This is a messenger RNA of Catharus ustulatus (Swainson's thrush), 4912 nucleotides long. RefSeq names its product cadherin 17 (gene CDH17). Gene Ontology annotation, cellular component: plasma membrane; catenin complex; adherens junction. The transcript is spliced from 17 exons. Gene Ontology annotation, molecular function: cadherin binding; calcium ion binding. Bases 1712 to 4213 code for a protein of 833 amino acids. NCBI's taxonomy places the organism in Eukaryota, Metazoa, Chordata, Aves, Passeriformes, Turdidae. The record is from RefSeq and is a predicted model, not a curated record. Gene Ontology annotation, biological process: cell morphogenesis; cell-cell junction assembly; adherens junction organization.